GAUCCAUUCGAAACCCUAAUAAAAUUUUCUCGUUCAUAAUUACCACCAUUUGUCUUCUUUGAAGCGCCGCCGCUUUCUUCUUCGGUUCUGCGAGUUCAUCGUUUGGAUCUCGGAACAACAAAUGGCGCCCAAAAAGGAAAAGGCUCCACCUCCGUCCUCGAAGCCGGCGAAAUCUGGCGGAGGAAAGCAGAAGAAGAAGAAGUGGAGCAAGGGAAAGCAGAAGGAGAAGGUGAAUAACGCUGUUCUUUUUGAUCAGGCAAGCUAUGACAAGAUGCUCUCUGAGGUUCCCAAGUACAAGCAGAUCACCCCUUCUGUGCUAUCUGAGAGAUUGCGGAUCAAUGGAUCGUUAGCUAGGAGAGCCAUCAAGGAUCUGAUGGCAAGGGGUGCUAUAAGGAUGGUUUCCGCUCAUGCCAGCCAACAGAUUUAUACUAGAGCCACAAAUACCUAGGAGGUCAUGUUCCUCGGAAAUUAGUAUGUUCAAUUAUGUGUUCUCUAUGAUAUUUGAGCACUUUGUCAUUUUCACUUUUUGUUGCUUUGUUUAGCAAAAGUCCUUUGAGUUAAUGCUUCAUGUACCGACUAAGUUGUUUUUGAACAUGUAUCACAUUUUUCUAAGUUGUCCAACUUUUUCCCAUUCAACUAAACAUUCUACUUAAGAUCUCAA
Messenger RNA from Zingiber officinale, 661 nucleotides. RefSeq names its product 40S ribosomal protein S25. Gene Ontology annotation, molecular function: structural constituent of ribosome. The transcript has 4 exons. Lineage: Eukaryota; Viridiplantae; Streptophyta; Magnoliopsida; Zingiberales; Zingiberaceae. The coding region runs from base 122 to 448 and encodes 108 amino acids. The record is from RefSeq and is a predicted model, not a curated record. Gene Ontology annotation, cellular component: cytosolic small ribosomal subunit.